AAAUUGCGAAAACUACCCAGUUAUUGAAUUAUGGAGAGAAAAAAAGGAAAGAAAGAAAUAGAAGAAACCAGUCAUGGCAGAGCUGUGCUAGUGCUCCAAACUGUUCUUUGUUGACUUCAUCUAUAUAGUGCAGCUGUUACCAGUGAUUAUUUUCUCACCGUUUCUCAUCCUAGUCGGUUGGGUGUUUAGAGCUCGUGAUAAAGUUGGAACCCGUUAUGAUUACUCUCAGUAUUUCACGUUACCGUUCGCUUGCAUUGGGACCAGUAGAUGUCCCUGCUAGUGCAUUUGCACUCCACCAUGCAAGGAGAAAUGUUAUCUACACCCGGACACCGUGUUACCACCAACCCUACCACCGGUAGGCAUGUCGUCGGGUUCCGCCCAUCCCUAGACUCAGCUCCUCAUCACCACCAACCCGCAUCCUCUCGAGUUUGGACUUCAUCCGAGAUUCCAGCCGAUAUUGUACUCGGGCCCUAUGAUGAUAGCGUGCUCAGCUUUGGAGAUAGGAUAACGGAAGAUUCAUCCAAUCCAACUAUGAUCGAGGUGAAAGUUUCGUUUGGACGUGUAGUAAGUGCACGUGAGAGUGAUUCGAGUAGCUGGGCGUGGCAUAUAGCAGGUGCUCGGAAUGAUCACGAGCAGAAUCUAUCAGCUGAACGUGCAUCUGAUGGUAUGAUAGUCUUCAAGACAACUAGACGAGUUCUCAAAGGAGAAGAAUUAAAGGUGUGGCUCUCUUCGGACCUCGCUAAGCAUAUGGGUGUACCGGCUCAUGUAGGAACUUUCCAAGCUGAAGACCGGUCAUUCGUAUGUCCUGUAUGCUCUACCAAGUUCCGUUACCCAAACACCUUGAAAUCUCAUCUCAGAUCAUGUGGCACAUCGGCUAAAAGGACAAGCAUUCUACGUCCUGAUGUUCGACCAGAUCACUUAGAAGAUUCAACCAGGUUUGGAAGUGCCUUUAGACGUGUAACACCCCGCUCGAUCACCUCUUCAUCAUCAUUCACAACCACCUCAACUCUAAGCGACAGCGUCACCAACGGGUCACGUCGACCGGAAGUUCUUCCAACAGAGGGAACCGAUGGUAGCAGCACACUCGUGACAAAGAACCGAAACACUUCUCACAAGUCCAACUCUCCUAGAACGAGUCCUAAGGUGGGCUUUCGCGCAUUCCGUAAGACCAGUUCUCCAUCUUCCACUCGUAUGCUGGACAUCAACAUGAGUUCUUCAGAUACCAGUAGAAAGGGCUCCAAUGUCCUGUUUUCAGUCGACAAGAUGUUGAACCAUACCGAAUCACAGAGUACAAGCAGUCAAGUUUCAAACUCACCUACAGGACUUGAUAAAAACGCGAAUCCAUUCGAUCCCCUAGCUUUCCGAUCUCAACUCUCCAUACCUACUGGCAUCGGUCAGUACCGGCCAAUUGACCCAUAUUUACCUAUUCGCUGCUUCCAGCCGGUCAUACCCACCAUUGCUAGAUACGGAGGCAUCCUUCCACCUGCUCAUCACCGCAGUCUCUACAAUAGUGCUGCUCAUCCUUUUUUCCCUUACAAGGUUCCCAUUCCAACACCCCUUAAAUUCGUUCACCCGACACAUCCCAUCCCUUCACCCAAUGACAUAGACAUACCUAAAUUUGCUGGACUUGAUCGCAAUCAUUUAGCCGGAGCGUCAUCUUCGUUUCAAGUCGGUGAAACACAGUAUUCCUACCUGCAGGACUCUACUCGAAAGAAUAAACGUGGACAUUUGUGCAUCUAUUGUGGCAAGCUCUAUUCGAGGAAAUACGGUCUUAAGAUUCAUCUUCGGACUCAUACAGGAUACAAACCACUCAAGUGUAAAGUCUGCCUGCGACCAUUCGGUGAUCCAAGUAACCUCAACAAACACAUCCGAUUACAUGCUGAGGGAGACACACCGUAUCGAUGCGAGUACUGUGGAAAGGUUCUUGUAAGACGACGUGAUCUUGAUAGACAUAUCAGAUCUAGACAUCCUGAUGAAGCGAAGAAGAGAGAGAAAGAAUCAGAAGAACCAGGAGAUGACGUCAACAAUCAAACAACUCCUGUACCAGAUGAAAAUGAUGAAGACCAAGAUGCUGAUAUGACGUCAUCUAACAGCCCGGAUGCUAUUAAACCACCUAAUUUUGAAGACAUCGUCAAUCCUUGUAUUGAUGUACAAAACCGAAGCUGAACAUUCAACCAGUCCAUAUGUAUACUAAUCUGAACAUUCAACCAGUCCAUACGUAUACUAAUCUGAACAUUCAACCAGUCCAUACGUAUACUAAUCUGAACAUUCAAAUAGUCCAUACGUAUACUAAUCUGAACAUUCAACCAGUCCAUACGUGUACUAAUCUGAACAUUCAACCAGUCCAUACGUGUACUAAUCUGAACAUUCAACCAGUCCAUACGUGUACUAAUCUGAACAUUCAACUAGUCCAUACGUGUACUAAUCUGAACAUUCAACCAGUCCAUACGUGUACUAAUCUGAACAUUCAACUAGUCCAUACGUGUACUAAUCUGCAAAUCGGAUUUCCCUGGGGAAAUGUCAUCAGUAACUAUUCAGCAUUUUAUUUUAUUUAUGUAUCAAGGAAAAUAUUAUUUCGUAAAUUUUGUUGACUUGUGUGUUUAACAUGUCAAUUCAAGGCGUUAAUGUUCGAAUCUUUUAAAGCUUUACCUCGAAUCACUGUGUGUCCUAACACAAUCCACUCAGUAUUCAAUAUUCAGAAUCCACGCAAUGUUAAAGGAGUCUAAUAAAGAGAGCUUUAAAAUAGAAGGAUCAAGAAAUACUUUUCUGACAAAUCUAUACAGCUUAAAAAAGACAAAUCAUGAUAAUAAAAUCAAUCAUAUCAUCUAGGAUACAUAGUUGUAUUGUAAGAAAUGGACAACAGAUGUACUUAUGGCAAUCAUUUUAUUAUAAAAAAUUGGAAGGCAUAUUUAAAACUUACAAAUCUUAAUCAUGUCAUAAUCAGUUCAGCACAAUUAACAAAAUGAUUCGGCCAAUGAAAACAAAAGUAUAUAACUCAAUCAAGUUACAGAAAACAUUGAAGUAUCAUUAACCAUUGUGAGAAAUUCCUGAAACAAAAUAUGUUUAGAAUUUCUUCAAUAAAUGAAAUAUAAUAAUGAUAUAUAGUGGGGCCUUGUAUAGUGCUCAUGUCUGUCAAACUUGACACUCAUGCGCUCCACAAUAAUAUACCCUGGCUUUAGCAUGGCUGCCAUUAUGGCGCUCUAGCAUUUAUAAUCAUUAAUCAUCACCAUCACCAUCACCAUCACCAUCACCAUCAUCCUCCUCACCUGAUGGUAUCAUUAUCACGCCUUUCUUCCUGCUUCUAUUACAAUAAUUGCUUAACAUUCACAUUUGUAAUGGAUGAAAAGGGGUUAUAAAGACGUGAUGAAUUAAUGGCUAACUCAGUUUAAUACUUUGAUGAUACAAGUUUUGUAAUAGAAAUGUUAAUCGUGAAAUGGUACAACUGUCUUAAAUGAUUCAGUCAGUAAAACGUGCGAAUUACUAAGUUGAUACUGUUAUAUAUAUUUUAUACUUUGGGACUUUAUUUUGCUUAAUAUCUACUAAACUGUUGUCACCUGUAGUGAAUAAACACUAUAAAGAAUUACUUUCCAGUAAAACAAUAUGAGUAAUUACCUUUGAGCAGUAACUGUUUUAUGUGCAAUGAGAUACUAUGACUUAUUAGUCACUAUUAUAUUGUUUUUGAAGACAAAUCUUGCUAACUUUGAUGCUUAAUUCUAAACAUUUGUAUAUUUCUACUAUGUCAACCGUAUAUUGCUUAAUCUAUUUUUAUCUAUGAAGCAUGUUGAUGAUGUUCGUUGUAUAAACAAGGAGCAAUAAACGAUAUAACACUUCCAUGAAAAUGAGUGAUCAAUACGCUAUGUUAAGAGUGGAGUGAGCUCGUGGAAAGUGAGUUGUGCAAUAAAAUACAAGGGACAGUUUGAAAGCUGUAAGA
Strongylocentrotus purpuratus (purple sea urchin) is the source of this 3931-nucleotide messenger RNA. RefSeq names its product transcriptional regulator prz1 (gene prdm13). The record is from RefSeq and is a predicted model, not a curated record. The transcript is spliced from 3 exons. The coding region runs from base 268 to 2166 and encodes 632 amino acids. Gene Ontology annotation, cellular component: nucleus. Lineage: Eukaryota; Metazoa; Echinodermata; Echinoidea; Camarodonta; Strongylocentrotidae.